CAUAUUAUUUGUUUGGAGAAACCGCAUAAAUGGCUCUUAUUUGUAGAGGAAGUUUAGCGGGAUAUUAGCAAUUUCGGGUCCCAAAAUAUGUGAAAGUAACUCUUAAUAUAUACACAGUAGUAUUACUCAGUCUUACUCUACAAAAAAUUGUCCGUAGAUUAUUAUUAUUUAUUUAUUCCUUCUUCCAAUUAUAAAUACCCUGAUGAAUACAAGAUGGGCACUAAAAGCUUGAAUUGUUGACCCGCAAAUUAGAUUCAGAGGUGCAUUCCUUAAAAAUGGUGUGAGGCUCAGAAAUUUCCUAGAAAAGUAGAGAAAAAUUUGCGAUGUAGUGUUGUUUACCACAACGGUGCUUGUGGUUUUCAAUCGAAAUUUUGCCUUAGCUUCCGCAUUUGUGAUUGUCAUAAUAGAAUUUGAUCAAUCAAGGGAGGCGAUCCAAAAAUUGCACAAUUAUAUAGAAAAUUUCGCAUUAUUAAUUCUGAUCACUCUCUAUUUCUGGCGCAUUAAUUAGCCGUAUCCAAAAAUAGAAAAUUGCUAUGUUCGUAGAUGCGUUGCUUUUACGGGAAAUUGAUUCCAUCAUCGGGAAUUUUGGGCGGGGAUAAUCAUAAUCACAUGUUUUGUUUUCACAAAAAGUGGGAUAGUGCGUGCAUAACCGCACUCCUUCAGGUCCUAAAUGCGUUCAGCACCGUUGCAUCUGCUGUCUGUUUUCUUUCUUGAAUUGAAAAUGUUUUAUAUAAUUACUUCCACCACCAUCACCGCAGCUUUGGAAAUCUAUUUGUAAGUGUGCUGCGAUUAUUUCCUUUAAAUUUUUUUACCUUUGGCGCGGCAAUCAUCAUAGUCCUGAUGUUACGUUCGAGAGAGUCGCCAAAUACAUUAUGAUUGCACACGCGUCUAUAAUUAUGAUCACACCAAAAGAAAACUAAAAUUAGCCUUUAUCUCAAAAUGCCGAUUUUACUUGUGAAAGUUUGCUAUGUUAGAAGAAUAGAGUGUGCAUUCUUUUAGAAUAAAAAUUGCACAAAAUAUUAAUGCAUCGAUUGCUAUAGAUGCACCUUUGACUCAAUUUGGUAUGCCAUUAAUUAAAAUUAGCUCUUUGAUCGUAUGUAAUAAAUUCAUGUGGAGAAUAUCAUAUUAUAUUUGAUUGAUCCGUUUUCAACAAAAAAUUUAUAACUAAAAUAAAAUUAUUAUUUUCAAGAAAAGUGUGGAAUACAAGCCUAGGCUGAGAGCUUAUUUAUGAGUCUGUAAAAUAUUGACACACAAUAAAACAAUUAAAACUCAGGUUGGUCUGUUUACUUUUUAGAAGUUUAUGAAGACAUUAAGUUUUGCUAAAAGUGCUAGAACCUUCGAAAAAUUAAUUUCGAUUGUGGUAGGGAACGAAUAGCCCAAUAAAUUUUCAAACAAUUUAAUUAUCGGGAACAUAUUAUUGAGCAGCGCGUAAAAUAAUUUGCGAAAUUAUAACAAUCCUUUUUGUGAAUUGAGUUUAAAAAAAAAUUGAAAAUUAAUGCGCUAAUUAGUUUUUGAUUGCUAAAAAAUUAACUUCAAAAGUUUAAUGUAUCAACAAAAAAAAUCUGAAAAUAAUCAGAUUUAUUUGGUGUCGUUAGUAUUGUUCAACCUUUUACAAUUUACUGCAUUGGCUCAAAGUUUUUUUUUACCCCCAGCGCAAAACUUUCAUGUUGAACUUUUAAUCUAGCUCAACUUUUUUAUUGUUGAAAAUUAUUUAUGAUUCUGCACGGUUCUGAUGAAUUUAAAAAUUUUCUCUUCAAUUACAAAUAAUUUCUAUCAAUAAGAAUGUGUACCUUAUCAUGACCAAAUAGGAUAUUAUUUCUUGAUAAAAUAGGACCUUGCAAAGUUUUCAUUGUAAGCUAACAAGUCAUUGGGCAGGGCGGCAGAUAACUCUUACAAUUAGUAACACCUUAAAUUACAAGUUUCUUUCCUCAAUGCUUGAUGCAUUUUAUAGCCUUAAUUAAAUUUCUUAAAAAAUUUACCGGGAUAAAGAGCAAAAACCAAUGUUCAUUUAGAAAGUAAAAUUUGAUCCCUGAUAGAGAUUCAUAAUUGGGCAAUUAAAUUUCAACGCAUUUAUUUUUGGGCACCAGGACGUUUAUUAAAAAAGAAUCAAGUACAAUUAUUUUCAUAUUCUCAACUCAUACAUACCAGUUGUUGUAUAUAAUUUUUUAAACGUCUAGUUUUCGUUUCCGUCCUACGGCUAAGGAGAGCACAGAACAUUCUAGUCUCCUUACUUUGGCAAUUAAAAAAGCUUUAAACACCAAAAAAAUGUUAUUGCGAAAAAUUCCUACCACCGUGUUUUCAGCACUUUUUAUUUUACAGUAUUUAGUAUAGGUUAGACUGCUUCUGGUGUGCAACUCAUAGUAAAUAAUUGUUUUAUAAAAAUAAAUCUUAUUGGUAUUCAGGCACAUAAUAAUAUAAACUUAAUUAAUACGAUUCUAAAGACUUAGAAAUAAAAUUAAUUUUUUUUAAACAAUUUUAUUUGAACCGCGCUCUUUAUACUUUAUAUUAAUAUAUCGACAUAUAAAAAAUUGCGAUAAAUCAAAUCUGAACGUGUGAUCGUCGCCUCCUCGAAGCAUUAGUUUGCAUGUCUGACUGAAGUACAGCGCUUUUGAGAUGCAACAGAGAGGUUUGCAUCACCAAAAAGUAAACUGGGCAAAUGUGAUUUGUGUUGCGACAGUGCAGCGCUCACGGCGUCGACCUGCACACUCUAAAAAAUGAGAUUCGAGGAAAUGGAGAGGGAUUUUCGCGGGCCGAAUAAAUGUGGUCCAUGGCGCGGCCGCGCGCACAGACACGAUGGUGCUACAGUCCUGGACGGAGGGUCGCACGGAGACACUAGUGAGGGGUCUUCGGUUGCACGACUUGGGCCUCGACCAGGCGUUUUUAAACGUUACUAACACUCUAAACGAGCAAGUUUUCCUCUACACCGUCAAAGAUGCGUGCUAUAAGUGUCCAUACUCAUUCACGGCCGCGCUUCCUGCCAAAAAUUCUACUAUCCUGAAAGUCAAUUCAGUUUACUCAAUCAAAUCGCGCAUCUACCGCGAGAACCUUGGACAAUAUGUGUCCGCCAGCAACCGAUCGUCUCUCCAGUGUGGUGUGGAAACCCCUCUGCAGAUGGGUGAAUUUGGUAUUUAUGACCUAGUCGUCAAUGAGAAUGGAGAGUGCACCACGGACACUUACUACGAGCCUGUCAACAUUUACAUGUCUGCGCUUUGUGUGACCAUACUCACAGUCUUCCUGAUUUCCCUGUACUACUUUGUACAUGGCAUCUCACAAAAUUGGGCAAGUCGAAAUAAAGAAGGCGAUGAUUUACCUGAUCAAACCAACAAUAAUAACCCCCUGGUAGCAAAAUUGAAGAAAAAAGAGGCACUCCUUACCAAAAAGCAGAGGCUUAAAUCUCUUGACGCGUUCCGCGGUCUAAGCGUGAUCCCUUUAAUUUUUUACCUGCACCAUGGCGGCGGUUACGCAGUGCUCGAGCACGCCAGUUGGGAUGGUUUGCCGAUUGCGGACUGGCCCUUCCCGUGGUUCUUGUGGAUCAUGGGGGUUUGUGUGCCGAUGGGCAUCAACAGCAACAUGGAGCGCCAGCUUAGCAGGGGAACCAUGAUGUUGCAUAUUUUGAGGAGAUCUACCGUUCUCUUUGCUCUGGGCAUUAGCACCAAUUGCAUUGAUUACGGAUUAGCAUAUGAGACAUUCCGAUUUUUCAAUGCUCUUCAACGUUUUGGCAUAAUGUGUCUGAUCAAUGCAAGUUUGUGCGCGCUCCUCUGGCCGCGCGACGUCUCAAAAAUCAAAGGCAAAUUUGCUGAUCUGCGAGUUAUGUGGCCUCAAUGGGUGGUUCACACAAUUGUGCACAUAAUCACCCUCGGUCUGGUGUUCCAUCUUCCUGUCCCUGGAUGUCCGACGGGCUACUUGGGCCCAGGAGGCUUAAGCGAAGACAGAAUGUAUCAAAAUUGCACUGGGGGAACUUUUGGAUAUGUGAACAAGUUAGUUAUGAGCGAGUCUAAUUUGGAGCAGAACCCAACCAGUAAGGCUGUAUAUGAGGUUAAUGCAUUUGACCCCGAAGGCGUUUUUAGUAAUUUGCCAUCUCUACUCACUAUCAUCCUGGGUAUUCAAGCCGGAGCGAUUUUGGUCGUUUACAAUGACUGGAAGGCAAGAGUAAGCCGUUUGACAAUCUGGGGAACUUCAUGUGUAUUGAUUGCUAUCAUCCUCCAUUUGUCCGGCGCCAUCCCAAUUAAUAAGCAACUUUGGAGCACAUCUUUUGCACUCAUCACUGGUGGAGGCGCAUUCUUCGGACUGGCACUCUUCUACUUCCUGAUAGACGUCAAAAAGUGGUGGACCGGAUACCCAUUCGUGGAGCCUGGCGUCAACUGCCUCUUUUUGUAUGUUGCAAGCAAACUGACGGCUCACCUGUGGCCUUUCCACUGGAGCAUUGGACCCAUGGACACGCACUUCAUUCUUCUACUAGAUACAAUGUGGGCUUGCUCGAUCUGGGUCCUGAUCGCAAGGUGGCUUUUCCGGCGUAAUAUCAUUAUUACUGUCUAAAUAACGGUUUUGUUCCGAUGUGUUUUAAUUUGUGUAUAUAUGUGAAUAGCUUUUAACCCUUGUUGUUGAUUGAUUGUGAAUCAAAGUUAUAAAAUGUGUGCUAAUAAAUUGUGCGUACAA
Molecule: messenger RNA, 4656 nt
Organism: Neocloeon triangulifer
Lineage: Eukaryota; Metazoa; Arthropoda; Insecta; Ephemeroptera; Baetidae
Product: heparan-alpha-glucosaminide N-acetyltransferase-like
Exons: 8
Coding region: 2794-4536 (580 amino acids)
Source: RefSeq, a predicted model, not a curated record